Molecule: messenger RNA, 817 nt
Organism: Leptinotarsa decemlineata (Colorado potato beetle)
Lineage: Eukaryota; Metazoa; Arthropoda; Insecta; Coleoptera; Chrysomelidae
Cellular component (GO): extracellular matrix
Source: RefSeq, a predicted model, not a curated record
CAGCUGAAUAUCGAGCAAAAACCAUGGCAUUCAAAUUCAUCGUAUUCGCUGCCUUCGUAGCUGCUGCUCAAGCCAGUGCUAUUGGCUACGCCACCCCAGCUCUGGCUAUUGGUGCCCACAACUCCGUCUCCAGUUACUCCAGCAUCCAACAACAUGCUCCAGCCAUCCAGGCAUAUGCUGCCCCAGCAGUGCACGCAUACGCUGCCCCAGCUGUCCAAACUUAUGCUGCUCCAAUCGCCAAGACCAUCAUUGUCGAACCGUCUGCCCCAGCUAACUACGAUUUCGGGUACGGAGUAAAUGACCCCCACACCGGAGAUAGCAAGAGCCAACACGAAUCCCGCCGUGGUGAUGUUGUCCAAGGCAGCUACUCCCUCAUCGAAGCCGAUGGUACCAAGCGUACUGUAGACUACUCUGCUGAUGCCUACAACGGUUUCAAUGCUGUUGUUCACAAAGAGCCGGCCGCCGUUGCUUUGAAAGCCGUAGCUCCAGUUGUAGCUAAAGUAGCUGCCCCUCUCGCCUACGCUGCUCCAGUUGCUCACGCCUAUGCUGCGCCAUCUCUUGUCCAUGAGUCAGUUUCUCACACCCAAGCUAUUGCUCAUGGAUAUGCGGCUCCAGCUCUUGCUCAUGGAUAUGCUGCUCCAGCUCUUGCUCACGGAUAUGCUGCCCCAGCUCUUGCUCAUGGAUACGCUGCUCAUGGUCCAGUAGUAGCACAUAACAUUUGGUGAUUUUGAAUGUCAUGCAAUUUGUGGAGUUUGUAAAUAGUGUAUUUAUACAAGAAAAACGGAAGAGAAUAAACGGAAAAAAGUGGCUUUUAAAA